UUCUCCUGGAUUUUUGGAUGCACCGAUGAGAGAUCCAGCUUUCCUGGGGACUGCGAUGGCUUAUCACCCUUUUCACCCUCCCAGACCAGCCGAUUUCCCCAUGUCUGCUUUCCUAGCAGCCACACAGCCCUCCUUCUUCCCGGCUCUAGCUCUGCCCCCGGCUGCUUUGGGAAAGCCCCUUACGGACCCCAGCCUCGCCGGAGCGGCUGAUGCCGGGCUGCAUGUCUCGGCCCUUGGACACCACCACCAAGCAGCUCAUCUGCGCUCCCUCAAGAGCCUGGAGCCGGAGGAGGAGGUGGAAGACGACCCCAAAGUGACCCUGGAAGCCAAGGAACUCUGGGACCAGUUCCACAAAUUGGGCACCGAAAUGGUUAUCACCAAAUCGGGAAGGAGAAUGUUUCCUCCCUUUAAAGUAAGAGUGAGUGGCCUGGACAAGAAGGCCAAAUAUAUUUUAUUAAUGGAUAUAGUUGCAGCAGAUGACUGCCGGUACAAAUUCCAUAAUUCACGCUGGAUGGUGGCUGGCAAAGCUGAUCCAGAAAUGCCAAAACGUAUGUACAUCCACCCGGACAGCCCUGCCACAGGGGAGCAGUGGAUGGCCAAACCUGUUGCAUUUCACAAGCUCAAACUCACCAACAAUAUCUCAGACAAGCAUGGCUUUACUAUCCUAAACUCAAUGCACAAGUAUCAGCCCCGGUUCCAUAUAGUAAGAGCCAAUGACAUUCUGAAGCUCCCCUAUAGCACGUUUAGAACCUAUGUAUUUCCAGAGACUGAUUUUAUAGCUGUGACUGCGUAUCAGAACGAUAAGAUCACCCAGCUCAAAAUUGAUAACAAUCCCUUUGCUAAAGGAUUUAGAGACACGGGUAAUGGAAGACGAGAGAAAAGAAAACAACUCACCCUCCCAUCUCUGCGGAUGUAUGAAGACCAGUGUAAAGCAGACAGAGAUGGGGCAGAAUCAGAUGCCUCUUCUUGUGAUCCUGCCCCAGGCAGGGACACUCUGCACUCUCCCCUGGGUACAGAGCAAAGUCCAUUGAGACUCAGUCGAAGUAACAGAGAAGACAAAUUCAGUGUGGACAGCGAUCAGGAGUUAGAAAGGCGUGAAGUAAGGACUGCGAGAGGUCACAGUCCUGGAGGGACUCUAUCUGCCCCUAGUAGCCCCAGGCUAGAAGAGAAAAGCAAAGAGAAAUCCACUCCAGAAAAGAAGAUUGAGUCACCAGAGACUCGCAAGGACAGUGACAGCAUCUUCAGUGUAAGGGGUUUAGAGAAGGACAAGCUGGAGAGCAGGAGGAAAGAGGAAUCCAAAAACACAGACUGUGGAAGUUUAAGUAAAGAGACCUUUGCCCCCCUCAUGGUACAGACUGAUAGCCCUCCACACUUGAGUGCCAGCCACCUGCAGAGUCUAGCUCUCUCUGGUCUCCACAGCCAACAGUUUUUUAACCCCUUGAAUCCUGGACAGCCGCUCUUCAUCCACCCAGGACAGUUUACAAUGGCCCCAGGGGCUUUCUCUGCUAUGGGCAUGGGACAUUUGUUGGCCUCUAUGACGGGAGCAAAUGGGUUGGAUAAUGGAUCCCUCUCCUCUGUCCAGGGGGCUACUGGAGCAGCUAACCCCUUCCCAUUUCACCUUUCUCAGCACAUGCUGGCCUCUCAGGGGAUUCCAAUGCCCACCUUUGGGGGAUUGUUCCCAUACCCCUACACCUAUAUGGCAGCAGCUGCCGCAGCCGCAUCUGCUAUGCCAGCCACCAGCGCUACCACCACUAUGCCAAGGAACCCUUUCCUCAGCACCACAAGACCUCGCCUUCGCUUCAGCCCUUACCAGAUCCCCGUGACCAUUCCUCCCAGCACUAACCUCUUGACCACUGGAUUGCCAGCUAGCCUGAACCUGGGGUCAGAGAGCUCUAAACCAGGCAGCAGCCGAGAGUCCAGCCCCAUCCCAGACACUCCUGUCCACAAGAGAUCUCACUCGAGUUCUCACUCACCCAAGGGCUCAAUAAAGGAUUCCAUAAACGAGCUUCAGAAUAUCCAGAGACUGGUCAGUGGUUUGGAGAGCCAGAGAGAAGUCUCACCUGGCAGGGAGACACCAAAGUGACCAACGGUUGGCGUCACUACCCACCUGAGCAACAGGGGCUCGAAAGCACUGGGAAUUUGUACAGCACAGCAAAACUAUUUAUUUAAAGGAAUGGGCAGCGAUCAAAGAGGAGUGCGAAUAUAACUACACACACCAAGUACCCAAGAAUGAAGAAUAUACACGAAUAUAUAUAUUCAAUAGAGUGUUGAGGUCACAAACAUCUUACAUGGGGAUAGAGGACAAUCUUUAUGAGGUAUCAAAGACUCAUGGUGCUAUUGUGAUGGAACUCCUCUCUUACUCACAAUACACAAUACAAGAAAUUGCCCAAGAAUGCAAAGACUGAAUCAAGCAGAUGAUGGACAAAUGGGGAACAAAAAUUCCUUAAAUUUCUUCUUGAAAGGGGGGGGGGUCUUGGAGGUGUUUGUUUAAAGCUGACAUUUGGAAACACUAGCCAGAUAUGAAAAAUGUCUAAUCCGAUUGUGAAUACAAACUAAAUAAUAAAAAAAAAGUAAUAAAAUAUAAUAUUGCAUUAAAAAAAUGAAAUGCUAUUGCUAACUGAAUUCAGAUACUUAAACUGCAUCCUUCACCAAAUCAGAAAACUGGUACACUAGGGGUUUUUCUACCUGUAUGCCAGAUAUAUUUAUGAAAAAUAGUAAUUUGUAAAUAAGCUAUACGAUCCCAAAAUAUGCAAAUUGGUAUUAAUUUAUUAAGAGUUGUACAUGGUGUGUACAUAAUAUUUAGAAAAAAUUCAUCACAUCUAAUUUUCCUUUUUUUUCAGUUUACCUGAUACAUAUAUAUAUAUAUUGUAAAUUAAAACCUAUUUAGCUCUUUGUGAUUGAAGGAGAUACAAUAUGGUUUCUUUGUGUUUUUAUUUUACUUAAAUUUUUUUUUAUCCCGCCUGUUAUUUAGGUCAAUCAUGUGCCAUCCUUGCAUUCAGUAAAGGCUUGUUUUUUUAAGGUAAAAAUAAAACCAUGAUGUAAUUUACAGAGCGGGGUAUAAAAUGCAGGAAUAAACCUCAGGUUUUUGUUUUCACUCCAGUUCAAUAAAGUAUAAUUAUCACAAA
Spea bombifrons (plains spadefoot toad) is the source of this 3125-nucleotide messenger RNA. It is a transcript of the gene TBX2, whose product is annotated as T-box transcription factor 2. Gene Ontology annotation, biological process: regulation of transcription by RNA polymerase II; cell fate specification; positive regulation of DNA-templated transcription. The transcript is spliced from 7 exons. The record is from RefSeq and is a predicted model, not a curated record. Gene Ontology annotation, molecular function: RNA polymerase II cis-regulatory region sequence-specific DNA binding; DNA-binding transcription factor activity, RNA polymerase II-specific. Bases 26 to 2083 code for a protein of 685 amino acids. Lineage: Eukaryota; Metazoa; Chordata; Amphibia; Anura; Pelobatidae. Gene Ontology annotation, cellular component: nucleus.